This is a messenger RNA of Anarrhichthys ocellatus (wolf-eel), 1480 nucleotides long. Its product is annotated as fibroblast growth factor receptor 1-A-like. The annotation marks the transcript as partial. Gene Ontology annotation, molecular function: fibroblast growth factor binding; fibroblast growth factor receptor activity. The transcript has 8 exons. Lineage: Eukaryota; Metazoa; Chordata; Actinopteri; Perciformes; Anarhichadidae. The record is from RefSeq and is a predicted model, not a curated record. Gene Ontology annotation, cellular component: plasma membrane.
UUAACACAUGAAGCUCUGACUUCACUUUAAAGAACCGGAGGUUGUCUGCUGGCUGGUUUAUGUCGGUUUGCCGGUUCCACUCGUUGUCUUCUUGUUUCUUCACAGAACAUCGUGUUACUGAUGAUCAGUGACACAAACACAAUCUGCAGUAAAUAACCUAAACCAUGAAUCUGACUCGUCCCCAGACAGGAAGUGAGGACAACAUGUUUCCCCCCCGCUGCCUCCAGCUGCUACUGUCCUGCAUCCUGCUGGUUCUGCUGGUCCAGUUUCCUCAGACUCGGUCCAGACCGGCCACCGAGGACACGGACACAGCCGACGCAGUGAAAUCCUCUGAAGACGAAGAGGACGACGAGUCGUCCUCAGAGGAAAACAAGCUGUCCAACGAGCUGUCGACGAGCACCGAGAAGCUCCAGAUGUCGGCGCCGCAGUGGGUGAUGCCGGACAAGAUGGAGAAGCAGCUCCAUGCCGUCCCCGCCAGCAGGACGGUGAAGUUUCGUUGCCAGGCGACAGGAAACCCGGUUCCCUCCCUGCGCUGGUACAAGAACGGGAAGGUGUUCAGGAAGGACCAGAGGAUCGGAGGGUUCAAGAUCAGAGACCACAUGUGGACUCUGAUCAUGGAGUCUGUGGUUCCGUCGGAUAAAGGGAACUACACCUGUGUGGUGGAGAACGAGUACGGGAGCCUCAAACACACCUACCUGCUGGACGUAGUUGAGCGUUCUCCUCACAGACCGAUCCUGCAGGCCGGUCUGCCGGCCAACCAAACGGCGGUUGUCGGUCGUAACGUGGAGUUUGUGUGUCGAGUGUUCAGCGACCCGCAGCCUCACAUCCAGUGGCUCAAACACAUCACCGUCAACGGCAGCCGAGAGGCUCCGGACGGACACCCUUACGUCCUCGUCCUCAAGACGGUGGGUUUGAACACGACCGAUAAAGAGAUGGAGGUUCUGACUCUGAGGAACGUGACUCUGGGCGAUUCGGGCGAGUAUACCUGUCUGGCGGCAAACUCCAUCGGCGUCUCUCAUCACUCGGCGUGGCUCACCGUCGUCGACGACCUGCCUCCCGCCCCGCUGCACUCUCAGACGUACCUGGAGAUCUUCAUGUACUGCCUGGGCUUCUUCAUCAUCAUCAUCCUCACGGCCACUGCGGUCGUCUGCAGACUCUGCUGCGCCCCGAAGAAGAGCGACUUCAGCAGCCAGCUGGCCGUCCAGAAGUUAGCCAAGAGCCUCCCUCUGAGGAGACAGGUGUCGGUCGAGUCCUCGUCCUCCCUCCAGUCGGGGAUGUGUUUGAUGCGUCAGUCUCGUCUCUCCAGCGGCGCCACCACCAUCCUGACGGGAGUUUCGGAGUACGAACUCCCCUACGAUCCCGCCUGGGAGCUUCCUCGUGACAGGUACGACAUUCUGCAGGUUCAACUCUACUGGAGAGCUUCAUGUUUCUGUUACACCCAGGAGACAACCUCCAAAGCUUCAUGUGUUGAAGCUGCAUU